Daucus carota subsp. sativus is the source of this 1326-nucleotide messenger RNA. Its product is annotated as serine/threonine-protein kinase RIPK. The transcript has 5 exons. Lineage: Eukaryota; Viridiplantae; Streptophyta; Magnoliopsida; Apiales; Apiaceae. The coding region runs from base 162 to 1208 and encodes 348 amino acids. The record is from RefSeq and is a predicted model, not a curated record. Gene Ontology annotation, biological process: protein phosphorylation. Gene Ontology annotation, molecular function: ATP binding; protein kinase activity.
GUGACUCUUGUGUACAAAUACACCAAGUCACUCAGGUCUUCCAGUGUCAUAGUUUCAUGAGUACUGAAAGCACUUGCAAACAUAUGAAUAUAUGAUACUUGUUCAACUUAUACAACUACAUUUCACUACACAUUUCUUGUCAGCAACAUCAGGCAGUGAAGAUGAAGAUCACAUGGCAAUCUUUGAUUCCAAAAUGCUUCAUUCCGAAUAAAGUUAUUCCUAAACAAACUUCGGUAUCCAGAAUUUCGAUAUCAGAUUUUGGUUAUUCAUUAGUGCUCCCAGAGGAGCUAUCUGAUUCCCUCGCAGGAUCCAAUCUUUAUGUUUUUACACUAGCAGAACUAAAAGUGAUCACAAAUGGAUUCUCUUCGAGUAAUUUUCUUGGCCAAGGAGGGUUUGGACCGGUUCAUAAAGGCUUCAUUGAUGAUAGAUUUAGGCCUGGUUUGAAGGCUCAAACUGUUGCUGUUAAAGUUCUUAAUUUAAAUGGCUUGCAAGGCCACAGGGAGUGGCUGACUGAAGUGAUAUUUCUUGGGCAAUUGAGGCAUGAGCAUAUGGUGAAGUUGAUAGGAUAUUGUUGCGAAGGUGAAAAUCGGCUGCUGGUUUAUGAACACAUGCCUAGAGGCAGCUUAGAGAAUCAGCUCUUCAGAAAAUAUUCGGUGCCAAUUCCAUGGUCCACAAGAAUCCAAAUUGCCCUUGGUGCAGCGAAAGGCCUGGCUUUCCUCCACCAAGCUAAAAAACCUGUUAUAUAUCGCGAUUUCAAAGCUUCCAACAUUUUGCUAGACUCUGACUACACUGCGAAACUCUCAGAUUUUGGACUAGCAAGGCAAGGUCCAGAAGGAGAUGCAACGCACGUCACAACAAGAGUAAUGGGCACCCAUGGCUAUGCUGCCCCUGAUUACAUGUGCACCGGUCAUUUGACUGCAGCAAGUGAUGUGUACAGCUACGGAGUUUUACUAUUGGAGCUAUUAACAGGAAGAAGGGCGAUGGAAAGGAGCCGGCCUAGUAGAGAGCAACGUUUAGUGGACUGGGCAAGAUCAUCGCUGAAAGAACCACGAAAGCUUUGGCGAAUCAUGGACCCAAAACUUGAAGGCCAAUACUCAGAAACUGCGGCUUUAAAGACUGCUGCAUUGGCAUACCAAUGCCUUGAUCAGAGGCCAAAAUCUAGGCCAACCAUGAGUACAGUGAUUCAAACUUUGGAACCGUUAGCAUAGUAGUAGGACGAUUGGAAGAUAAACAACUUACCAAAGGCAUCAAUAUCUGAUAUACUCUAGAACUUGUUUUAGUUCUCAUGUAGUGACAACCAUUCUGAUUACAGUGACUUUUGCAGAA